GGCUUAAAAGGCAAAGAAGGAAAACUUCUUUCCAUUUUGACAAAAGAUGGUUACAUAAAGAUGGAUAUUCUGAGGUGGUGGCUAGAGCUUGGCAAAUCCCUGUGGAAGGCACUCCUUUCUUCCAAAUUAAGGAGAAAAUCAAAAAUACCAGGAUAGCUUUGCUCAUCUGGAGUUCCACUUUUCAAACUCAGCACCAACAACAAAUGGAAGAGCUUACUAAAAAACUGGAGACUCUGAAUGAAAUUAAAACUGGGGAUAAAUGGGAAGAAUGGAUCAAUACUAAAAGGGAGUUGAAUAAAGCUCAUUUCCAGGAAGAGCUCUACUGGCAACAAAAGGCAAAGCACAAGUGGCUAAGGGAAGGAGAUGCUAACACCCGGUUUUUUCAUGCAUACACCCUGCAAAGAAGGAAGCUCAAUGCCAUAACAAGAUUAGUAUCCUCCCAGGGCACUGUGUUUUCAUCUCAGAAGGAAAUUGAAUCUCAUAUAUCAGAUUUCUACAAAUCCCUUUUCUCUACUGAGGGCAGCUGGGGAGGUGACACUUUACUCCCUCUCAUUUCUCCUUGUCAGGCUGUAAAUCUUCAAAAAUCUGCUAUCUUUUUUAGUAGGAAUACUCCUCAAAAUCUUCAAUCUGCUAUCUGUAGAACUUUGAAUGGGAUCACUGCCCACAAAUCCACUAGAUAUCUUGGGCUUCCUCUUGGUAUUGGUAAAUCCAAAAGGGAG
Messenger RNA from Striga hermonthica, 719 nucleotides. The record is from the annotation of a GenBank genome assembly. NCBI's taxonomy places the organism in Eukaryota, Viridiplantae, Streptophyta, Magnoliopsida, Lamiales, Orobanchaceae.